Symbiodinium natans is the source of this 1707-nucleotide messenger RNA. NCBI's taxonomy places the organism in Eukaryota, Dinophyceae, Suessiales, Symbiodiniaceae. The record is from the annotation of a GenBank genome assembly.
AUGGCAACUUCGCAGGGCCUAGCUGCAUUCCUUCCGCCUCCCAGGCCAUCCAGAUGCCGCGAAGCUCGUCUCCUGCACGAGCCUGCUCGAGAAAGUUCUGGGCCGACGUCGUCAGUGGCUCCGUGCAGCCCCGCGCUGGCAGCUUCCCUCUCCGAGACGUGGAGCACAGCUUCGGCAGAUGCUCCGGAUGUAACAGACGCCAGAGCCACACCUGCCCGCACGUUGGCACCUUCAGCCGCGCCUUCCCCGGCGCCUUCCCCGGCGCCUUGCCCAGUGCCCUCGCGUCGCUUGCCAGCCUCACCAUGCCUUGCAGCGAAGAACAUCUCCUUGUCACCUUCAGAGCCUUUCGUGGCAAUUCCAACCUCGUGGGACGAGACGGAGAUCACGACGACCCAGCACGCGCAGCCAUUCGAGGAGCCCCUGGCUGGCACGCUUUUGGCGGAGGUCGCACAGGACGAGCUGGAUCAAUUGCGUGCAGAGGAAAGAGGCCUGCGUCGCCUUUGGCUGCAGCUGCAGGCUCCUUCGCAAGGCCAGCGAGGAGGUUCCCGACGUCAAGCAGAAGAAAGCUCCGCGCCAACUCUCCCAGCCGAGGCUGCUGGAACCGAGGAUGUGCCCGAGUUGCAGCUGGCUGAGCAGGAGCUGCUCCGCCUCUCGCGGCAGGCCGAGUGCCAGGAGCUUUGCCAAAGACGCGAAGCCGAGGAGUGGCGACAGGCCUAUUGCGAGGCGCGAGAUGCGGCCUCGAAGGCACGUCGUGCCGAGGCGGAGUCACAAGCUGAACUGCAGCAGCUGGAAAAAGUCGUCGGCUCGCUGCGCGAAGACUUGGACAAGGCGCGGGCCGACCUUGAGGAUGCCCGCGCUGCCUGCCGGGCCACGGAGGUCCGUGUCGGGGCGGAGACGCGGCGCCUCAAAGAGGAGGUUGCCGAGGCUCGUCAGGCAGCAGCAGGAUGGCUACCUGCCGAGCCCUGGUUCUCAGAGACCUCCGAUUCAUUCGAUGCUGCUUCAGCCCAAGAGCGCGAGAGCUGCCUUCGCACGGAGCUGGCGGAGCUCUUCGAUCGUGAGGCGCGUGCACGCUCCCUCCUGGAACGGCUCCGAGACCUUCGCAGCGAUGCGGCACUCCGCCUCCAAGAACGGCCCUUGGCAGCCUUGGCAGCAGCGAAGGAGAACGACAUCUUCGAGGACGCUUGUCCGCUCUUUACUAAGGCAUUUCUCUUGAGGUUUUUGGUGGUUAAGAGGCAGGAGUCGGAGAAAGGAACUGUGAGGAACCGUUUCAGCAUGGUACAUGAGCACCCCGUCAGUGCAAAGCAGCCACUUGGCUCAUCGGAAACAAACCGACCAAGAUCUGUUUCUGCAAGGGGUUCCAGUUUUGCCUCCGAUCUGCAAGGCGGAAGCUGCGAGCAGGCAACUGAGGAGUACGCCCCAGAGGCCAACUCCUCGCGGCAACGCCUCCGUCUGCUACAGGAGCGAGCGGCCAAACUUCAUGCCAUCAAGGAGCAUCUUCAGCGGCUGAGCAGGCAACGACAAACAUCCAACGAGAUGGUGUCAGAUGCCCCGAAUCUCACAGAUUCUGGUUGCCCGAACUGCCCCGCGGAGUGCAGGGAGCCUCCGCCGCGCAUCACAAGAUGGCAAAAGCAGCCCCACUCGCAACAGAGUUUGAAGAGGGAGGUUCUGCCCACAUUUUGCCACGAUGUGCCUGAGCAUGGUAUAUGA